AUGGCACCUGCAAAGCAAUUUCUAAUGGCACCUGCAAUUUCUAAUGGCACCUGCAAAGCCAAAAAAGGAUAUAUUAGAAUUUGUGAGGGAAUUUUAGUUAAAUAUUAUUUGGCUAAAGAAAAUGUUAAUAAUAAAAUUAUUUGUUUUUAUGCCCAACAUCCAUUUACUAAAGCUUGGGGUUAUUGCUGUAAUUAUUCUCUAUUUUAUUUUGAAGUUACUAUGAUAGAAGAAGCAAAGGAGCGAACGUAA
Molecule: messenger RNA, 249 nt
Organism: Meloidogyne enterolobii
Lineage: Eukaryota; Metazoa; Nematoda; Chromadorea; Rhabditida; Meloidogynidae
Source: the annotation of a GenBank genome assembly